AACGCGCGGGAUUGUACUAGUUUGCGCGUGCGCAGAAAUGUAGUGCGUGGUAGAAUUGCUGCGGUGGGCGCAGCUGCCUUAAAGAGACAGUACCCACGAUAGGGGUAACUAACCUGUAUAAAGGGGGAAGGCGCCCUUGCUGGGGAGCAGCGGAGGAGAACACUGGAGGGGAAGUGCCUUUCUACUUGAGGUGCAAGGACUGGUUAUGAAUCCUCCCAGCCUGAUGAAGUCACCCCUGCCUUGGCCAAUGAUGUAGCAGGGAGAAGGGUUUUGUCUCACAGCACACUGACCUCACUUCCUCCUGAACUUCAGGGCUUCAAGAGUGACUGGAAACAUGGAGCAGGAGUGCCUGGCUCUUGUCGCUGCCUGCGUCCAGACCUCCCAACUGCUCAUCCAGCAGUGGAUGCUCAACAGGCGCACCGUGAUUUUCGCCAUAGUGAGGAUUCUGCAACGGAGGCGUUUCCGCCGGUCGGCAGCCGUGCUGAGGCGUAUCCUCUCGGCCAGCGUCCGGCGCAAGAGGGCCUUGCUGCGCCUUCACCGGAACGCUAUCGUCUCGGUGGUCACCAUGGUGUACUCGUCUUCACCUGCACUGCACUAUGAACAUGAGCUGAUGGCCUUGUCAGAGCGAUCGCACUGGAUGCUUCCAAGAUGCAGUGAAUGGUGGGAGCGGAUGAUCUCUUCUGAGCAGGAUGACAAGUGCUGGAUUUCUUUGUUCCGAAUGUCACGUUCCACACUGAUGUACAUCGCUGAGGAGCUGCGCCCUGCCCUGCAGCGUCGAGACACUGGUAUGCGGUCGCACAUCCCUGUGGAGAAAAGGGUCGCCAUGACCAUCUGGAAGCUCGCUCACCACGACAGUUACAAGACCGUUUCGGAGCUGUUUGGGGUGGGGAUUUCAUCUGCAUGCUCGAUAUUCGAAGAGGUAUGUGAAGAAAUCAAUAGCAGGCUGUUGGCCAAGACGAUCGAGCUGGGGGGCCCCCAGGCAGUCAUGGAGGGCUUCAAGGAGAUGGGCUUCCCCAACUGCCUUGGAGCCAUUGAUGCAAUACACAUCUCUAUCCUCUGCCCCCCGUUCUCUGCUGACUCCUACAUCAACUGCAAGGGUUUCUAUUCCAUGGUGCUGCAGGCCCUGGUGGACAGUAAAUCCCGUUUCACCGACAUCUACGUUGGCUUUCCUGAACGGUCCCACGACUCCCGCAUCCUGCACAACUCUCCGUUUUUCAACAGCAUGGAUGAGGGCACUUUUGGGCCACAAACAGCCACCAUGCUGGAGGGUGUUUCGAUGACCCCUGUCAUCAUUGGGGAUGCUGCCUACCCACUUCGCCCCUGGCUGAUGAAGCCAUACCCUGCGCCAAAAACCACAGCACAGGAGCAAUUCAACGAAAGGCUUGCCAAGUGCCGAGCGUGUGUGGAGAGGGCUUUCGGGGUCCUGAGAGCACGCUGGAGAUGCUUGCAGAUGAGGCUGGAUGUGAGGGAGAAGCUUAUUCCGGUUGUCAUAGCCACAUGUUGUAUCCUGCACAACAUCUGUGAAAUCAAAGGCGAUGAAUUGCUGGAGCCCCUGGAAAGCCCAGCAGCUGCCGAAAACCAGAAUGCUUCGGCCAGGCCAAGGGUGCCCUUAUCUGAGGCUGGACUGACCAAGAGAGCGUGCCAGAUCAGGGCUGCUUAUUGCUCCUAUUUUGAAAAGAAUCCUCUGUGAAAGGAGGGGUUCAUUGGCCCUUGUAACUCUUCAGUGGGUGUGAAUGCCCCAUGUGCAGUGGAUGUACCAUGUCAUACCAAAGUCUACUGUGUGGUACAUUGUCUUAUACAUGUCUAAUAAAAAGAUUACAGUUUUGAAUAA
This is a messenger RNA of Hemicordylus capensis (graceful crag lizard), 1831 nucleotides long. RefSeq lists its product as uncharacterized. The transcript has 2 exons. Lineage: Eukaryota; Metazoa; Chordata; Lepidosauria; Squamata; Cordylidae. The coding region runs from base 335 to 1690 and encodes 451 amino acids. The record is from RefSeq and is a predicted model, not a curated record.